AUGGACCCCAACGACAGCGACAUCGCCACUCCACUGACGAGCUAUCCAGCAUCGAGCGCUUCAAGGCCAUCUUCGGUCUCGUCCGCUCCGUCUCUGACAGCAGCAUACGACGAUCAGUCAAAGCCAGUACUUCCAGGAGCUCCUACGUCUUCGCUCUUUGAGAUUCGUGAUACUCCAACGGCUGGUCGCGCCGUUUUCGCCACCCAACACAUCGACAAGAACACUUUGCUAUUGCGUGCAGACGAUCUUACGCUCUCGGUUCUUCUCCGAGAGUAUAGGCGUGAAGUCUGUGGCCAGUGCUUUACUUACGAUUACGGCAGAGACCUGAGCAUUCGAGACCAAGCCGUGGGAUUUGCAUUCUGCUCAAGUGAAUGUCGCGCAAAGUGGCAGAAAGAGACUGGUGAAGUAGGAGUCCAGGCCUGGACUGAGGUAGAGAAACUAGUCAAGAAGAGAAGCAAAGAGGACAAUGACAUGGUGGAUAUUGACUUACCAAGACCGGAUGCAAAGGAGAUUACCCAGGCGUGGGAAGACACCCAUGCACAAGCGGAGCUGAUACGCACAGCGAGAAUGGCGGAACUGGCCGGCAACGUCCAGGACAAGAAUGGGCAGCAGGGUCUGACAGAGAACGGCAAGAACAUCGGACUGGUCACGAAGCAACAACGCAAAGCCAUCUUGAAAGCACUUCAACAGCCUAUACAGGCAGAUGUCAUGAGCUUCUGCGUUGGCGGUAUUAUUGCUCGGUACAACAGUCCCCAGAGAUGGGAGAACUUGCUCUCGUUGGCGAUCCACUCAUCGCCUUACCGCAGCACUGACGACCUGCGCGCGUUUACCCGAACCUACCUGCAUUUGCUUUCGAUUCUUCCUUUGCCCCUGCUGUCCCUGACAACGCCAGAGACGCUCUUCCUCAUCUCCUCACGCGACAGCCACAACUCAUUCGGUAUCCGUUCAUUAGAGGAUGAAGGAUCCGAGUUCUUCGGAUACGGUUGCUGGCCCUCGGCCAGUUACUUCAACCAUUCUUGUGGCCCGAACAUUGAGAAGGUCAGGGACGGCAGGGCGUGGGAGUUCAGGGCUGGAAAGGAUAUCGAAAUGGGAGAAGAAAUAAACAUUACAUAUUUGGGUGGAGAAGAGCGGAACUUGUCAAGAGACAAGAGAAUGUUUACUUUAAAGAGGAAUUGGGGUUUUGAUUGCGGGUGCAAGAGGUGUAGGGAGCUGUAA
Molecule: messenger RNA, 1215 nt
Organism: Colletotrichum truncatum
Lineage: Eukaryota; Fungi; Ascomycota; Sordariomycetes; Glomerellales; Glomerellaceae
Cellular component (GO): nucleus
Molecular function (GO): protein binding
Source: RefSeq, a predicted model, not a curated record